Molecule: messenger RNA, 1484 nt
Organism: Anopheles coluzzii
Lineage: Eukaryota; Metazoa; Arthropoda; Insecta; Diptera; Culicidae
Exons: 2
Coding region: 159-734 (191 amino acids)
Source: RefSeq, a predicted model, not a curated record
AUUGUUUACAUCCACCAAAAAACAACCCUUUGCGCGCUGUAAACAGUGUAACUGAACAAAAAAACCCCUUUCGCACUGGUUAUGCGGUUCCUCGACACAAUUUCACUACCAAGUUGAUUCAAUUUUGCGAUAAUUUAGUCCCAGAAACCGUCUGUGAUAUGGUAGCGAUGAAUGGCCAACCGCAACUGAUACCAGGUGUCGUGCGUAAAGCGGCUGUUUCUCUGCAACCGAAACCCUCGCCCUGCAUUGUAAAGGCCAUCAAAAAGUCGUAUCCACAGAAUGGUAUCAUUCCCGGAUCGAUAAGACCGGUUGCGUGUAACGUUUGUUAUGGGAAGGCUCCUGUCGCUAUUGUACCUGCUCCCAGCACACCUUGCACAACGACCGGUGCCGAUCAACUGACCAGCCGAGCUGUUGAAGAGAUCCUGCGCGAGACGCGGCUAGGGAAAAUGCGCGCCGAAGAACGUGGCUCCACCGCCUGGCGACCGUGUCCGUUGCGGAAAACAAACAAACGCUUCCUAAACCGGACGCUGGAAUCGAUGGUGAAGCACAACGCGCGAGUAAAACAGAAUACAACCCAUCGGUCACUGCUCAAGCUGACCGAGCUGGUACGGAAAGGGAACGAGGAUACGCGGGAACGCUCCAGUAAACCGACGAAAGAGAAGAGACGCGAUCGGAGCAAGAGGAACGAUAAAUCUCACACGACAGUAAUCGAUCUCGCUACAGAUAGUGACUGAUAGAGCAGUAGAAGUAUAGAUUAUAGGUUAUAAUUUGUUUAGGAGGGUCUAAUUGAGUAUGAAAUACCUCAGUUGCUGUACAACUACACUUGGUACUGAUGAUAAGGAUUGCGUUCGAUUCUGGCGUUUUACACUAAGGAUUUCACAGAUCAGUUCUCAUAUCAUCACUAACGAAUUGAAGCUUGAAAGUCGUCUUUAAAAAAUACUGUAAGACAAUCGAGGAUAGAUUAAUAGAGGAUAAACACGGCAUAGUUUAGGUUUGCGAUUGACUUUCAUUAUCGAAAGAUCACUAAUUAAGGCGCCUCUAAAACUUCGAAAGUAAAUUUCGGACUGGAGGAUGUACAGGAAAUCUGCUGUGAAGCUUUGCUUGUUUGAAGUUUUAUCAUUUUCAUUCAUUAAAUUUACUUACUCUUUACUAUCGCCAAAUGAAGAUGCUGCAAAAAAGAUUUAAAUAUCAUUAUUUUCCUUUUUUAUCCUUUAUUUGUUCGUAAAGUAGCAUUAACUAGGGUCAUGCAAAGGGCAAAUCAUUACAAAAAACAUUUAAGAAAAGUACUGGAAUAGAAUGAACCAAAUGGUUGAAGCAAAACAAAUCAUUAAAAUUAAAUGUAAUUAAUGUACAGUACAAUAAUAAAAACAAUUAAAUUGGAAUCAAAUGUAAUAAAUGUACAGAAUAAUAAUUAAAAAAAAAACAAUCAAAUUUGCAUCAAACAUGAAAUUUUGAUUAUUAUUAUUAUGAUAGAUCCAACAAAA